CUUUCUUCCUUUCUACCCCACUCCUGUACACACUCACUCUCCGGUCUGAGCUAGCCAACAAGAUGAACAUCAUUUCAACCAUCGUCGGCACACUUUGUGCCGUGAUCUUGGGAGUGGCUUUUACGGUUUUCCACAAGCAAACACGGCAGACGCUUCUCGUCCCAAUGGAGCUUUAUCUAUACCGACAAAAUUCCACCUACCGAUUGACAAUAGUACGAGCUCUCCACCGAUAUCUGACUCCCCCGGCGGAAAAGAAACGACAAACAGAACUCAUCAGGUCUCGGGAUGCAAACCUUCGCCGGCUCAGAGUCACUGCGCAGAGAGAACUCUGGCUCCUGGAAAACAAGUCAAUAAUGGAGACAAGAAAAGCACAGGCCGGCGGUACCUUGAGUAAAGACGACGAGGCCUUGGUGAAAAAAGAUAACAGAAGGCUUCAAGAGGUCAGAGUAGCUUUCGACGAAAUUGCACGGAAAAACCUUGAAAUAGACGCACAAUGGAUUUCGGGUUCCUGGACUCUCGAAGUUUCAGAGAGAUCGCGGGAGGCAGAAUGGGAACGGGAUCAGACGUUCUGUAAAAAUGGAUUUGGCUGCUGCGCGCGCGAUUGUGGGUGCUGUACACGGCCCCGUAAAAGCUGUGAUGGACAGCUCCAGGAGUUGUUUUCUGACAUGAAGAUACACUGUACGGAUAACUGCGGCUGUUGUAUGCGGUGGAGGAACGCCUAUCAGUCUGAGAAGGAGGAUUAG
This is a messenger RNA of Aspergillus glaucus CBS 516.65, 743 nucleotides long. RefSeq lists its product as uncharacterized. The transcript has a single exon. The coding region runs from base 63 to 743 and encodes 226 amino acids. NCBI's taxonomy places the organism in Eukaryota, Fungi, Ascomycota, Eurotiomycetes, Eurotiales, Aspergillaceae. The record is from RefSeq and is a predicted model, not a curated record.